AUGGGUUUCACACCCGAGCCGGCCCUUCCUGGAACGGCUCCAUGCCUCAAAUCAGAUUCUGGCGAGAUAUGGACUCCCCUAUACAGCCACCCCUGUACUUUUCCCGCGGAAAUCUUUAGAGAGGUCAUUCUGAACCUCAUUCGAAAUCCCAAUAUCAAUUCAAAUCAUCUUUUCAGAGCAGACAUAUCUCUUGACUGUCCAUUUGGCGAAAACGUUCCCAUCGAAACCACCAUUCAACCCAAGAUCACUCAUUUUCAAGGUUACGAUCUCAAGAGAGUGAUGGUUCGAACUAUGAUACCUAGGAAUAUGGCCGUCGAUAAGCCACUCGAUCAAACAUGCAACUUUUACGAGCAGGUCAAGGAUUCCGGAGAAGCUCUGUCUCUGGUCACCUAUCUGCCCCAUAUCUCAUCCGCACAAGAAUCUCCCUUCUACCACCCGGCUGUUCGAGGAAUAGGAUUUCUCCACACCUUCAAUGCCCAAACCGAAGAAGGUUUACUGUCAAUACAUUACUCACUCUUUGAAUCGGAAUCCCGGUCAGUGAAGUUGGAGCGAACAGCCAUGCAUCUUCUGCAUGUUCUCCAUAAGCAUGGACAAGGCUCGUUAAAUGGAUACGUCAAAAGAGUCAAUCAUGACUUGAUCAUACCGCAAGCGGUAGUCCAGAACACGUAUGCACGGCUAAAGGUCAAAUAUGCAAGAAAUAUUGUUCUGGCAUGGGUCGAGAGCACGGAUCCUGGAAAGCACGUCUUCGAGGAUCUCGGUAUUGCCGCGUUCUUGAUCGAGCUAUGGGCAGAAAUGUACAAAGAUAAGGAGUUUCCAGGCUUCGUUGACAUCGGCUGUGGCAAUGGUCUCCUAGUCCACAUCCUGCUUGAAGAGGGCUAUGUCGGUUGGGGGUUUGAUGCGCGGAAACGCAAGUCCUGGUCAUCUUGGGGUUCUAAAGCGCAAGAAAGCUUGAAGGAGCUCGUGCUGAUCCCUUCUGUCAUCCAAACCACCUCGAAUCCCACAUCAGAGCGGGAGCCCACAAAUAAUGAGAACGGUACAGCAUCCAAUACCUCGAUAAUGCCCUUUGAGGAAGCGGACCUAGUCUCUAAGUUUCAAGCAACUCAGAUCUCAGGGACUCACAACGGCGUCUUCCCCAAGGGAACUUUCAUCGUCUCCAACCAUGCCGAUGAACUCACACCUUGGACACCUAUUCUGGCCAACAUUUCUGAAUCUCCCUUCAUGAUGAUACCCUGCUGCAGCCAUUCUCUCAGUGGCUCUCGCUUCCGCGCUCCCCCUCCCAAAGAUGCAGGAGCAUCUAGCUCUGCGUACGCAUCCCUCGUCGCCUGGGUCUCAAAGCUUGCAAAAGACUGCGGAUGGGAGGUCGAGAAGGAGAUGUUGCGUAUUCCUAGUACUCGGAACACGGCAUUGAUCGGUAGACGGAGGGAGAUUCCCUUCAAAGAUGUUGAUGUGCGAGACUUGGUUCAGGACUAUGGCGGUGCUGCUGGUUGGGAGGAAAAUGCCAUGAAGCUUGUCAAAGCGGCGGCGAGAGGGCAUUGA
Molecule: messenger RNA, 1536 nt
Organism: Drepanopeziza brunnea f. sp. 'multigermtubi' MB_m1
Lineage: Eukaryota; Fungi; Ascomycota; Leotiomycetes; Helotiales; Drepanopezizaceae
Biological process (GO): tRNA methylation
Molecular function (GO): tRNA (uridine) methyltransferase activity
Source: RefSeq, a predicted model, not a curated record